UCUAUAAUCUUUUAGUGAUUUGGUUUUCCACGAGUGACAGGAUGUUGCAUUACUAUAAACCAAUUUUGUAUUGUAGCCCUUCUGUAGUGAUGACAAACGGGUGGGACGGGGCGGGUAUCUUAAUACCCAUACCCGACUCACACCAAGCGUCAGUGGGUAAUACUUGCACGGAUACGAGGCGGGUUGAUCCACUCUUACAUGUUAAAUGAGUAAUUGAGUCUAACUAAUUGAAAGAUCAAUUCUAACUAGUUGAAGAAAAGUCAAAUAGAGAAAUAUAAAUAGAUUUUAUUAAAAAUUGAGAUAUAAUGGGUCAAGAACGGGGCGGGGCGAGUAAUAUUCAUCCCAUCACGGGUGAGUCGGGUAAUACCUGGCGGGCGGAUUCAAAAUUUGCUUAGCCUUCUCUUGUCCAUUAUUUUCCGAUUGUAAGUGCAAGUGUGCCAUUUGGUUUACCAUUUGCCGAAAGCGGUCGCCCAUUUAUCUGGCGAGGUUGACCAUUUUUCAAAAGCGGACGACCGGUUGUCAGACGUGGUUUACCUUUUUCUCCAAAUCACAGUGAUUUAUUCAUCAUCAGGUCGACCAUACAUAUAAGUGGUCGACCUUUUUGUGAAUGCGGUCGACUGUUUUGUCCAACUGUCCAAGUAACAGUGACAUACCUAAAAUCCAAAUUUUAUAAACAAUUAUUUUAAUUGCUAAUCUAGCACAAUAUACUUAUAGAUAUGUUAAGUAAUCUAAACUAGCAAUGAUGAACUCAAUAACUUAUUUGCUUUACCCACCCAUAUCAUCAAAAAAUUAAUAUAUCUAAACAAAGAAAGAUUUAGAAAACAUUUUCCAACUCUAAAACAAGAGAGUAAACUCUGUAAUUGUGGGUAUUUCUAAUGUUUUUAGUGCCAUAAAAAGGAAGUUAUUGGUGCUUAUGGGAUCUACUCCAGGGACAUGCAGCUAGCAGAUCAUAGAGUUGAUGUCCCCUAGUUGACAUGGGCCAAUAAACAAGUGGCUAAUCCUAUUGCUAAGAGACUGGAUAGGGCUCUUGUAACAACUGAAUGGAUAGCUUCCUUUCCUCGUAGUGCUGUCAAGGUUAUUCCUCCUGGUUUGUCUGAUCACUGUGGUUUACUCAUACAUACUGAUAUUAAGGCUAAGACUCUUCCUAGGUCAUUCAAGUAUUUUAGUUUUUGGAACCAACAUCUAGACUUUGACAAAUUGGUUAGAGAAGGGUGAGACCAUGCAGUUUAUGGGUGUAAGAUGUUCUGUCUCUAUCAGAAACUAAAGCAGGUGAAGAUCACGUUGAAGAAGCUGAAUCGAACCCACUAUUAUGAUAUUCAUGAAAGAGUCUUAGUGGCUAGAGCAGCACUUGCAGUAGCUCAACUAGAAGGGCUGGAGCGCCCUUCUCAUGAAACUUUAGAAGCUAAACGUGGGUGCAAGGUCCAGCUUCUUGAGUUGCAAAGAGCUGAGGAACUGUUCCUACGCCAGAAAUCUAGGCAACUGUGGAUUCUCAUCUGAAUUUUUUCAGGACAACUAGUUUGUGGUGGGUAAUCUGGUAAUCCAAGUUGUCCAAGAGUUCUUUAUAUCUGGCAGAUUACUCAACUAGGUAAACAACAUAAUUAUAGCUCUUAUAGCAAAGAUUCAUAAUCAUGUACCAUGAAACAGUAUAGACACAUCUAAUGCUGCAAUUUCUUCUAUAAGUGCAUUUCUAAAAUAUUCAUAGCAUGUAGGCUUAGAGAGGUCAUGCCUUCUAUUAUUAGUCAUAAACAGGACAGGACCCCAGAAAAGCCUUGAGGGAAGUAUCUUGGCAACAUAGUUAUAGAGCACGUUGCAGCAAGAUAUUGGUUGAGUUAUUUCAUUUGAUAUGCAUUUGCUACUUUUGGAAUUAGAUAUAGGAUGGUAGAAUUCAUUUCUCUUGGCACAACACCAUUCUCAAAAAUCUCGACCCAUUUUUGUCUAAAUUACAUGUAAUUUUACUUAAAUUACUUGGGAUAUUACUUUUUAUUACCUACUAUUUUAGCUAUGAUGAGGACCCCAAUUUCUGAAAUAAUUUAACUACAUUAAAAGCUUGUUUCUUAUUUUACAUUAAAAAAUAAAUAUUUCCAAUAUUUUCCUUUUAAAUUACAAACCUAUAUGGGUUGAUCUACCCUGACCAGCGUCCCUUGUGAUAACUUACUUGAUCUACAAUUGACCUGUCACAGAUGGGUAUGGAUAUCAAGAUACCGCUACGUGCUCCAUCAUUGUCAUUCCUAAAGACAUUGAGUCAAGUGGAGUAUGUGUCACUUCUAUACUAGAGUAUUCAACUCAGCGGCGGACGUACGGGACUUUAGGGACACCCCUAAAUUUUGGGAAAUGAUUAUUUAACCCACGGUGGUAAUGUACGUAUGGAUAAAAAAAGAUAUAAUUGAUAGUGAGGGACACCCCUGAAAUUUGAAAAAAUGAUUAUUCUAUUAUCAUUUUUUAAAUUUGUGUAUGUGAAUAUAAGUGGUAGGUUGGGUAAUUCAAACCUAGAGCACUAUUAUUAUUAAUAAACUUAAUUUCCAUUAAACUACAACUCAUUUGUUGUUCAAUUUUGAACAUUGUAUCAUAGUAAAAUGUCAUUUCAUAU
This is a messenger RNA of Linum trigynum, 2587 nucleotides long. The record is from the annotation of a GenBank genome assembly. Lineage: Eukaryota; Viridiplantae; Streptophyta; Magnoliopsida; Malpighiales; Linaceae.